AUGAAAUCUUUACUAUUUCUUAUUCUUCUCGCCGCAAUCGUCGCAUGCUACGCUAGUGUAGAGUUCCAGGAUGAACCUAGGUCACUUCGAGCAAAACGUCAAUUCGGCUAUGGUUUCUAUAACCCUUUCUUUCCUCCUUUUUAUUACCCGUGGGGAUUUGGUCGUCGAUGGAGCUAUGGAUUUCAUCCUUUCUUUUAUCGACCUUAUCGCUGGCGUUACGGCUUUCCAUGAAAACUCCGCCAAAAACGCCAAUGGGGCAGAUGGGGUGGAAUGUAUGGCGGUAUGGGCUCAAUGGGGAUGGGAAUGAGACGCCCUCCACCUCCUCCGCGCAUGGGAAUGGGAAUGGGAGGAUGGGGCAUGGGAGGAAUGGGUGGAUGGUAUGGGAAAUAA
Molecule: messenger RNA, 390 nt
Organism: Strongylus vulgaris
Lineage: Eukaryota; Metazoa; Nematoda; Chromadorea; Rhabditida; Strongylidae
Source: the annotation of a GenBank genome assembly